Molecule: messenger RNA, 1383 nt
Organism: Pedinophyceae sp. YPF-701
Lineage: Eukaryota; Viridiplantae; Chlorophyta; Pedinophyceae
Source: the annotation of a GenBank genome assembly
AUGUCUGACACAGUCGAUUUGCUGGGCUUUCCAGUGAAGCAGCUGACGGAGGAGGAGGUGAACGCCCGGCGGCGGGCCGCUUCUGAGGAGAAUGCGCCCGCGCGGCUCAAAUGGUGGACGAAGCAAGCCCCGAAAGUCAAGCCAGGCGUCACUCCCAAGGGGAAGCUGAAGAGGAUGAUCCGCGGCGGCAUCCCACAUGAGCUACGUCCCACGGUGUGGCCCAGGCUGGCCGGCGUGGACGCGAAACGCGAGAAACUGGGCGCCAACUACUACUCGAAGCUGGUGAAGAAGAUCUCCAAGGUCCCGCACGCCGUGAAGACGCAGAUAGACAUGGACAUUCACCGCACGUUCCCGGGGCACCCGCUGAUCAAGUCGCCGCGCGGCGCGGACGCGAUGCGGCGCAUACUCCUGGCGUACGCGCUGCACAAUCCGCAGGUCGGCUACACGCAGGGCAUGAACUACGUCGCCGGAUUCCUGCUCAUUGUGUUGGGCGGCACCGACGGCGACCGGCUGGCCAGCGGCGGCGAGGAAACCGCCUUCAUGAUCCUCCUGUGCGUCAUCGACGACAUCCUGCACUCGGAGCUGUUCGGGGACGACCUCAUUGGCCUCCACAUAGAGAUGGCCGUGCUGCGCGCCCUCGUCAGCAUGCGCGCCCCGCGCGUCGCCACGGUCUUCGAGCGCCUCCAGGUCCCCAUUUCGGUGGUCUGCACGGAGUGGUUUCUCGGCAUGUUCACCCGCGCCAUGCCGUCGGAAACCGUCGCGCGCAUCUGGGACUCGGUGCUGUCCGAGGGCGUCAAGGUCGUCUUCCGCUUCUCCCUCGGCCUCCUCCUCACGUCGGAGCCGCGCCUCCUGCCCUGCGUCCACGUCGGGCAAGUCAUCCAGGUCAUGCGCACCCGCUGCGAGCGCAUGCACGACAGGCAGCGGCUCGUGAAGGCCGCGUUCGACGUGAAGCUCAAGCGCGACGAGAUCAGCAAGCUGCGCGUCUCCAAGGGCGAGGAGGUGAGGGAUCAGAUCUCGAAGAAUGCUGGAAGCCGACUCGGGAAGCAAAUGGCACGGAUCACGGGGGCGAUGAACGUGCAGGACAGCCCCGACCGCAACAGACUCGACCUCGCCGUGAACGGCAUGGCGCCGGCGCUGGGCGCGCAGAGCAACCGGGAGACGGAGAACGCGUCGCAGGGGGAGCCGGGGCACUCCAUCGCGAAGAAGUCGAUGGGCGGGCAGUCGUCGCGCAAGGGCGCUGCCAUCGCGCGCGUGAGCUCCAAGGGCGGCGCCAUUGCGCGCGUCAGCUCGUCCAAGGGCGCUGUGUCAGGGAAAAACACCCCCAGGGCGCCGUCCGCGCCGAGGUCUCGGGGCACGUCAGCCGGCGUGCCCCAGCGUUCCUAG